Ailuropoda melanoleuca (giant panda) is the source of this 2812-nucleotide messenger RNA. RefSeq names its product zinc finger and SCAN domain containing 25 (gene ZSCAN25). The record is from RefSeq and is a predicted model, not a curated record. NCBI's taxonomy places the organism in Eukaryota, Metazoa, Chordata, Mammalia, Carnivora, Ursidae. Gene Ontology annotation, molecular function: DNA-binding transcription factor activity, RNA polymerase II-specific; RNA polymerase II cis-regulatory region sequence-specific DNA binding. The coding region runs from base 289 to 1929 and encodes 546 amino acids. Gene Ontology annotation, biological process: regulation of transcription by RNA polymerase II. The transcript has 7 exons.
AGCCAUAGAGACUCACCGACCUCCGGGAGUCCUAGAGAGGAAGCGGAAGGGGCUCUUUCCACACGCACCUGUCUGACAGCGUCCGCGGCCCACUUCCGGUCCGCUGAGGGGUCGGGGUAGGCCGGCGCUGCUGAGGGGCCGCAGGCUGAGCCACAUGGUCACAUCCAAGCCACUGGCAAGUCUAUUGGUUUUACCUCCAAAAUAUGUCUUGACUCUGUCUGCUUUGCCACCAUCCCAAGUCUCUCCUGCUUGGACCAUUACCCUCAGUCUUCUGGGAGGGGUGUGAAGAUGCUUAAGGAGCGUCCAGGGAUGGCAGAAGACCCUCAGCAGCAGAUGGGUGUUCCUGUGGUAAAGCUGGAGAAAGAGUUGCCAUGGGGCAGGGGAAAGGAGGACCCUAGUCCGGAGACUUUUCGUCUGAGGUUUCGGCAGUUCCGCUACCAGGAGGCAGCUGGUCCCCAGGAAGCCCUCAGGGAACUCCAGGAACUCUGUCGCCAGUGGCUGAGGCCUGAGCUGCACACCAAGGAGCAGAUCAUGGAGCUGCUGGUUCUGGAGCAGUUCCUGACCAUUCUGCCGCGGGAGUUCUAUGCCUGGGUUCGGGAGCACGGCCUGGAGAGUGGCAAGGCUCUUGUGGCCAUGGUGGAGGACUUCACAGAGAGAACAUUGGAGGCCAAGGCGGUUCCAUGCCACGUGCAGGGGGAGCAGCAGGAGACAGCACUUGGCAGAGGCCCUUGGGAACCAGGUGUCCACCUGGGGCCGGUGGAGAUCAAGCCCGAGUGGGGGAUGCCCCAUGGGGAAGGAGUUCAAGGCCUAGACCAAGGCACUGAGGAGCAACUCAGUCAGGACCCUGGAGCUGGGACACAAGCCUUCCAGGAGCAGGCUCUGCCAGUUCUUCAGGUUGGUCCAGGCCUGCCUCCAGUGAACACCAGAGACCAAGAGAUGGCAGCUGGGUUCCUUACAGCUGGAUCCCAGGGGUUGGGGCCAUUUAAAGAUAUGGCCCUGGCCUUCCCCGAGGAAGAGUGGAGGCAUGUGACCCCAGCCCAGAUAGACUGCUUUGGGGAAUAUGUGGAACCCCGGGACUGUGGGGUCUCAGCUCCAGGCAUUGGGAGCAAGGAAAAGGAGGCUAAAACCCAGCAGGCAGACCUCAAAGGGGCACUUGCUCGGGUGACAUCAGAGAGGUUUGGGGAAGCCACGCUUCAGAGCCCUGAGCUUGGAAGAACCUGUGAGCAGGAGCCCAGUAGUUCUGUGGGAAACAUGCCAGGGCCACCUCCUCCUCAGCAUGGCAUCAUACCCCUUCCGGAUGACCUCAAGACCCACAGCUCCUUCUGGAAGCCUUUUCAGUGCCCCGAGUGUGGAAAAGGCUUCAGUCGGAGCUCAAAUCUUGUCAGACACCAGCGAACUCAUGAAGAGGAGAAAUCCUAUGGGUGCGUCGAAUGUGGGAAGGGGUUCACCUUGAGAGAGUACCUCAUGAAGCACCAGAGAACACACCUGGGAAAGAGACCCUAUGUGUGCAGUGAGUGCUGGAAAACCUUCAGCCAGAGGCACCACCUUGAGGUCCACCAGAGGAGUCACACAGGGGAGAAGCCCUACAAGUGUGGUGACUGCUGGAAAAGCUUCAGCCGGAGGCAGCAUCUGCAGGUGCAUCGGAGAACUCACACGGGGGAAAAGCCCUACACCUGUGAGUGCGGCAAGAGCUUCAGCAGGAACGCAAACCUGGCUGUGCACCGGCGAGCCCACACAGGCGAGAAGCCGUAUGGGUGCCAGGUGUGUGGGAAGCGGUUCAGUAAAGGGGAGCGGCUGGUCAGACACCAGAGGAUCCACACUGGGGAGAAGCCCUACCACUGUCCUGCCUGCGGGAGGAGCUUCAACCAGAGGUCCAUCCUCAAUCGGCACCAGAAAACUCAGCAUCGCCAGGAAACCCUGGCUCAGUAAGAGUGCCAUGCUGAAAUGCACCUUUUUUGCGGAUGGAAGGUCCUGGAAGGUGCAGGACCUUUCAGGACCACAAUUGGAGGGAGACCUCAUUGGAGGAUGCAUUCGUGUUUGGUCACUGAAGGGCUUUGAGGUGGGGGUUGAAGAGUGAUGGACUGCAGAAAGGCGCUUUGACCAAUUUUCUUUCCAUUUGUUGUCAAACAGAACCAGGGAAAGGCCUUCAUUGAUUUUGAGUUUCCAGAGAGUACAACUCCUCAUGUCUCUUAUCCAGGUGGCGUGAACAGUUUCUUACUGUCUUUUGGAGAAAGGAUAUCCUGAAUUUCAGAGCCUCCUUUGGUGGGAUGUUUAUAUCCGCUUCUUGAGCAAGUCUGGUAGUAAAGGCAACAUUUUGUCCCAUGUUGGCAGCUUAAACCUCAUUUUUAUGAGGGCUGUAUCUACCUGCAAGAUCAUCUGCCUUCUUUCUUUUCCUCUUAACAAAUAUUUAUUGAACAGCUACUAUGUGCCUGGUGCUGGGAACACUGGUGAACAAGACGCAUGAGACCUGAGCCUCCCGGAGCUUGUGAUUUAGCAAUGGAAACACAGAGAACCAUUAAUAACUCCAGGCAUUCUAAGUUAUGUUUGUGCUAAGUGCUGUGUGAGAGGAUAGUCUCUGGUGCUCACUCGUUCUGCCCUGCUUCUCAGGUGCUGGAUCUUUCCCUCCCCAGUUGUGAUCUCUCAGGCAGCUUUGUUUAUUUUACUUUAUUUGUAGCCCCCUUUGUCUCUGUACCAUUGUACCCUCAUCUGUAAAGUUUCCCCAUUAUUCUUUGUACUGUAACAACUGUUCACCCAUCCAUUAGGAAAUUAAUAUUUUGUUAUUGAUCACUAAAUAAAGUAUUUUAUUUUAUUA